CAAGGCAUUAGCCGAGUAACAUAAAAUGCAAAGAAGAGUAAGUAUUUAGUAUUUCUCUUGAUAAAUAGAAAAGAACUCAGGAUAGCUCCCUCAAGUAAAAGGUAUUACACCAAAGGGGCGCUACACAAAGAUCGCUCCUCCUGCAACUGCCCCUAUGGUGCUGAAGAGACAGCUCCGCUUCGACACCACCAAUGUUUUGGACAGCCGGAAAGCACGUGGCGGCGGGGCGGGGCCGUCGACACACACAUGGAGAAUUCCACCAUCCAGCAGCCGAGGGGAGAGUAUAAAAGGGGCAAUACUCCGCUCGCAAGAGAGAGGAGGCUCUCAGUGUGUAUGCGCUAACCUUUGCUGUGUGUUUUACAGACAAUCCCGACACGAGCAAAGACUCCGCCCCUUGGCUGCACCCACGGGUUUGCCUGACGGCAGAACGGGAUCCCCGCUACUCAGGAAACCCCCAGUACGACCCCGGCAACCCCGCGGAUGACUAAACACUUCACCUCAUGCCCCCAACUUCUGCACACACGCGCACCCAUACCCCCUCACGGACUAUUUUGAACAAAGAUUUCUCCAUGAGUGACACUGAAACGGCCUCCUGUGUGUCUGUGCUCUGUCCCUCGCUGGCUAAAUUCCCUACAUUGGUGGAGGAUGCGGGCAUUAGCACAGACCCGCCCACAUAUUUUUUUUUUAAAAUAAAUAAAUAAAUAAAUAAAUGGAUUCCAUGCUGCAGCAACUACUGGAGGCCAGCCUCCAGCAGCAGACGAUAAUGCAGCAGCUCGCCCAGAGCCUACAGGUCACAACCCGGGAGCUGCUGGUCCUGAAAGCAACGACCCCUGUGGCUGCCCCGCCUCACCCUGAUCCCAGCCAAGAAGCCCGGCUCCUUCUCCCCCACUUGACCCCAGAGGAUGACAUUGAGGACUACCUGGAAGCCUUCAAACGAGUCGCCCACGAGAGAACUGAAGCACUGAAGAGUGGCCACACAUCCUCGGCUUGCUGCUCUCUGGAGAGGCGCACACAGCAUAUUGUGCCCUCGCUCCAGAGGACGCAGGCGACUACAGAGCAGUAAAAAGAGAGAGAUCCUGGCAUGGUGUGGGCGGAACCCCUUCCAGGCGGCAGCGGAGUUCCACUGUUGGAGCUACAGGCCGGGAGCCAAGCCACGGGGACAGAUGGACACCCUCCUCACCAAGAGGUGGCUCCAGCCAGACCUGUACACUGCCACCGAGGUUGUAGAAAGGGUGGCCAUGGACUGGUUCCUGAGGACUCUGCUGCCCACAGAAUGCCAGGCCGUGGGAAUGCAAGCUCUAGGGACACCCAAGGAACUACUGACCGCCCUGGAAUGCACCCUGACCACCUGGCGCUCGGCACGGAUGGACAGCACCACCAAAGACACCCAGACUACGGGACACCCAAGGACGGGCCCAUGCCGAUAGAGCCGGACCAGUGGACGCCGAAGAAGAUCCAGAAAUUCUGGCCGGCAGGGUGUGUCCUCCCCUAUGCUGGACCUAGUGCGGCAGGCCUACAUGGCCCGAGGUGAGGAGGAUGCUGGGACAGAAGGUGAGCUGCACACACACCCUAACCCAAUCUCAUCUGUGUUUCAGCAGGUAAACCAGCAGGGGAACUUUGGCCGAGAGCAGAAAGAGGACAGCUGCCUUUUUUGGCAGUAUUGUUGGGCCCAGGUACGUCAGAUCGAGUGGGUCGACCAGAGCCUGAACCAGAGACUCCCCUCCUACUACUUUCUGGUCAAGGGAGGCCUAAUGUACCACCGGACCAACCACAGAGGGGAAAACGUGGACCUCUUUGUCAUCCCCAAGGCCAGAAUGCAGACACUGAUGCACCUGGCCCAUGCCCAUCCUCUUGGGGGCCACCUGGGGGCAAGAAACACCCUGGAGAAGCUGAAGGACAGCUUUGUCUGGCCAGGCAUGGACGCAAGGGUCCGGGGCUUCUGCCAACAAUGCCCCCAGUGAUAAUGCACGGCCCCUGAGAAAGCCCCCGUCAGCGCCCCUCAUUCCGCUUCCCAUCAUAGGCGUCCCCUUCGAGAGGAUCGCAUGGACCUUGUCGGGCCGCUCCCAAAAUCCACUCAGAGUCAUGAGUACAUAUUGGUCAUCGUGCACUACACCACCAGGUACCCCGAGGCGGUACCACUACGUAAAACCACCUCCCGGAACAUCGCUAAGGAACCGGUGCUCCUGUUCAGCCAUGUGGGCAUCCCAAAAGACAUCCUGACAGACCAAGGUACCCCUUAUUUGUCAAAGCUAAUGUCUGAUCUGUGUCGGCUGUUGCAGGUGAAACACCUAAAGGCGUCCAUCUACCACCCACAAACAGACGGGCUGGUCGAACGGUUCAACCGGACCUUGACGCAGAUGUUGCGCUGGGUGGUAGAUGAGGAAGGGAAUAACUGGGACCUCCUCCUGCCGUACGUCCUCUUUGUCGUCCGGGAGUGCCCCCAAGCAUCCACUGGCUUCUCUUCGGACGGCCACCUCGAGGACUGCUGGACGUGGCGGGGAAGCAUGGGAAGAACAGCCCUUCCUGUUCCGCUCGGUCAUCAAGUAUGUACAGGAGAUGCAGAAGAAGAUUGACUGAGUGGCCCCGAUUGUCCAGGAACAUAUGAGAGCCGCCCAGGAGGAACAGAAAUGAGUGUACACCCGUUCAGUGCAACCCUGCGAGUCCCAACCUGGCGAUCGGGUACUCCUGCUAGUGCUAAACAUCUCCUGCAAGUUCCUAGCUCGGUGGCAGGGCCCAUAUACAGUCCUCGAGAAGAGAGGUGCUGUGAACUAUCGCCUACAGCAGCCCGCGGUGAACCGGAUAAGUGUGAUAUCUGGGGAAACACUCCUCUUCACCUGGCCGCAGCCAACGGCCACCUCGACUGCCUUUCCUUCCUCGUGUCAUUCGGUGCCAAUGUGUGGUGUUUAGACAAUGACUACCAUACGCCGCUGGACAUGGCCGCCAUGCGAGGACACAUGGACACCGUGCGGUAUCUGGACUCUGUCGCUGCCAAGCAGAGCACCCUCAACCCCAAGCUGGUGAGGAAGCUGAAGGAGCGAGCAUUCCAUAACGCAGAGCAACGCAUUAAACACUGCGCAGAACUGCAGCACGAAAACCAGCGGCGCAUGGAGAAAAAAUUCCUGAAAGAGACUGUGGAUUCGGGCGCAUCCGGGUCCGUGAGAUUCUCCGUGAGCUAUGGCCGCAAAAUCCCACAAUUCAACACUGUUAACUCCAGCAUCAGCUACACACAGGCCACGCUGAACUCCAAAGGUAGGACAAAGUUCCCAAAGUGUCUGAAGAAGAAGCAGGCUGAUGACACCUUUAAGAUCUCUGAAGAUGGAAGGAAAAGUGUGCGCUCCCUUUCUGGGCUUCAGCUGGGGAACGACGUGAUGUUCCUGAAGCAGCAGACGUACGCAAACCCUCGCCACCGACUCCACGUUCGCAACAUGUUCCCUCAAAACCCGAAUGAUUUAUGUGACGAUGACGAGGAUGAUGAUGUGGCCGUGGUUUCUCAUGCAGUGAGUGAUCCAGGUUUGUAUAAUGACCCGGGACAGCGCUCUCUAUUCUCCCGGCCUGGUCUCGGGACUCUUGUUUUCCGACGGAAUUACGGCAGUGAUGGAGUUCAGGAAGAUGAUUCGUACAGUGUUGAAGGUCAGGUGUCAUCAUGGAGAGAACAGAAUAUUCAUUUCAGAGAGGGCAUAUGUCUCGGACGUCCCAGCCUGGAUCAGGACACCAUCAGCAACAGACUCUUAAAGGCUUUUCUGUGGGAUUGCGAUGAUGGGAAUGAUGAUGAUGAUGAUGAUGAAGUAGAGUAUGAUGGUCUGCAGCAUUGCUCCUCUCCUCUGGAGGUGUUCUUGGUGUCCCAGGGUUUAGGUGAGUUCCUGUUCCUUUUCGUGAAGGAGCAAAUGGACCUGGAAGCUCUGAUGCUGUGCUCCGAGCCUAACUUGUGCAUCAUCAACGUUCCACUCGGACCCAGGAAGAAGCUUCUGGAAGCCUGCAGUCGGCGCAGACACACUCUGCAGCGAGCCAGGGCCAUGUGUGACACGCAGCUCUGAGUUUGUAUGCAAAGAUCAACCUGACGGGUGAAGAAACCAUCUGUGGAAAGUUCAAUUUAAAUCGUGCGCUUCUCUGAUAAAUAAGAGUCGUUGUGUUUACAUCGUUGUAGCUACAACUGAAGAAUCCGGAAGGUUCUUGGAUGUUGGAUGUCAGUGUAUAUACUGUAUGGUCAUGUAGUUUGGAGAUUAUUCCUUAAAAAAAAAUACUUACAGAAAGUCAU
Messenger RNA from Ictalurus punctatus (channel catfish), 4255 nucleotides. Its product is annotated as pre-mRNA splicing regulator USH1G. Gene Ontology annotation, molecular function: protein binding. NCBI's taxonomy places the organism in Eukaryota, Metazoa, Chordata, Actinopteri, Siluriformes, Ictaluridae. Bases 2628 to 4034 code for a protein of 468 amino acids. The record is from RefSeq and is a predicted model, not a curated record. The transcript is spliced from 4 exons.